UCUCUUCUCAUCAACACACUUUGUUCCAACUUAUUAGAGCUCCGAGCUACCAACGGCACUUCGACUACCACAUCAGAACCUCCGAACCCCAACUCGUCCCUCCGCCACUUCGCGAUUUACCAUCUGUGACUUGCGAUUCAACAUCACAACUUCUCCAUUCCAACACAAAAGACACCUUCCGAAAUAAACACAAACACCGUUGAAAUGGGUUCCGUUCCUGCUGAGAUUGGAGGUCGCCUGGCUGGCAAGAACGCCGUCGUCACUGGCGCUGCUGGUGGCAUUGGCUUGGAGACGACCAUUCUCUUUGCGAAGGAGGGUGCCAGCGUUGCCAUGGCCGAUAUCUCUGCCCCGGCACUCGAGAAGGCGAAGGCCAAGGUUCUGUCGCUGCUCCCGUCAGCUAGAAUUGAGACCAAGGUUACCGAUGUUUCCAAGGAAGACCAGGUCAAGGCCCUCAUCGAUUCCGUUGAUGCUUGGGGUGGACUCGACAUUAUUUUCAACAAUGCCGGAAUUAUGCACGCCAAGGACGACGAUGCCGUGAACACCCCCGAGGAGAUCUGGGAUCUGACACAGAACAUCAACGUCAAGGGUGUUUGGUUCGGCAGCAAGCACGCCGUUCUCGCACUCCGCCGCAACAACAAGACCAAGGGCUCCAUCAUCAACACCGCCUCAGUCGUCGCGCUUGUCGGUGCUGCCACUCCUCAGCUUGCCUACACCGCCUCCAAGGGCGCCGUCCUCGCUCUUACCCGUGAGCUCGCCAUGGUCCACGCCCGUGAGGGUUACCGCUUCAACUCCCUCUGCCCGGCGCCUCUCAACACCCCUCUGUUGCAGGACUGGCUCGGCGACGACGCGCCCAAGCGCAUGCGCCGCGAGAUUCACUUCCCUACCGGCCGCUUCGGUGAGGCCAUUGAGCAGGCACAGGCUGUUCUCUUCCUCGCCAGCGACGAGUCCAGCUUCGUCAACGGCCACGACAUGGUCGUCGAUGGCGGCAUGACCAAGGCCUACGUUACCCCCGAGGGCCCCGCGGCGCCCGCCCCCAUCAACAACGCUAGCCGCACCAGCCUCGAGUAAGGUUGCGAUGCGCUGCUUGUUUGAAUCCGAUUUUCGCGAUAUGAUACCGUAUUGGGUUGGAGUUUAGGGCGCUGGGCAAGACACCGGGGCAUACACGGCCAAUGGCCAUGAUGAUGAAACUGUGCAUAGACAAUUUAAAUCAAUUAUUCUCAAGAAGCUUGCAACACCAA
Molecule: messenger RNA, 1238 nt
Organism: Colletotrichum phormii
Lineage: Eukaryota; Fungi; Ascomycota; Sordariomycetes; Glomerellales; Glomerellaceae
Product: short-chain dehydrogenase
Exons: 3
Coding region: 205-1068 (287 amino acids)
Molecular function (GO): oxidoreductase activity
Source: RefSeq, a predicted model, not a curated record